Messenger RNA from Columba livia (rock pigeon), 2890 nucleotides. It is a transcript of the gene MSL1, whose product is annotated as MSL complex subunit 1. Gene Ontology annotation, molecular function: chromatin binding. Lineage: Eukaryota; Metazoa; Chordata; Aves; Columbiformes; Columbidae. The coding region runs from base 337 to 1914 and encodes 525 amino acids. The record is from RefSeq and is a predicted model, not a curated record. The transcript has 8 exons. Gene Ontology annotation, cellular component: MSL complex.
AUGCGCACCGAGCCCAGUUUAAAGGUAACCGGGGGCCGCCGCGCGGCCCCGGCCUUGACCCGCCCCCGGUACCGGCCCGCGCCCUCCCCGUCCCACCCCGCGUGGAGCGGUCCCGCGUGGCCCCCGGCUCGGCCCCUCCCCUGUCCCCGGCGCGGGGAGGGGGCGGCGGGGCAGCCCCUGCCCGUGUCCCGCGGCCCCCGCCGCCCGGGGCGGGGGAUGCGUCGCGCUGAUGGCGGCGGGGCCCCGCCGCCCCCCGGGCCGCGCAGCCGGUGGCGGCCACCGCUGCGCCGUGUCGGCGGGUGGUAGCGGGGCGGUGCGGAGCGGCGGGCCCCGGCCAUGAGGUCUACCGCCUUCCGGGCGGCCGAGCCGCCGCGGGGGGGGCUGGAGGAGGAGGAGGAGGAGGAGGGCGCCGCACCGCACCGCCCGCCGCCCCGCCGGCCCCGGGAGCCGCCGCCGCCGCCGCUGGGGGCACACAAGGGCCGCGGCGGCGGGGUGGCGGCGGCGGCGGAGCAGCAGCAGCAGCGCUGGGCCGGGCUGGUGCCGCUGGCCGGCGGCAAGCAGGCCGCCGCGGGGGAUGCCGGCGCCCGGCCGCGCUACCAGGCGGUGCUGCCCGGGCGCGGCGCCGGGGAGGGCGCGGCGGGGCCGGGAGCGGGACCGGGAGCUGGGCCCACCGAGCCGGGCCCUCCGCCGCCGCCGCCCGCCGAGGGCAAGUGGAAGAGCGGGUCGCGACGCGGCGGGAUGGGGGCCGGCGGGGGCUCGCCGGGGCAGGCGGCCUGUCUGCGGCAGAUCCUGCUGCUCCAGCUGGACCUCAUCGAGCAGCAGCAGCAGCAGCUGCAGGCCAAGGAACGGCAGAUCGAGGAGCUCAAGGCCGAGCGGGACACGCUCCUGGCGCGGAUCGAGCGCAUGGAAAGGCGUGUUCAGCUGGUGAAGAAGGACAGUGAGCGGGAGAAGCACCGCAUCUUCCAGGGCUUCGAGGUGGACGAGAAGCCGGAGGCGGAGACGUGUGAGAAGCUGCCGCUGGAGUGUCCCCAGGACCUGCUGGAGCCCCCUCCGACCCUGCAACCCAAGCACUUCCCCUAUGGCAGGAACGGGAAGGGGCACAAAAGGAAACCAACGUUUGGGAGUGCGGAGAGGAAGACGCCUGUUAAAAAACUGGUGUCCGAGUUCUCGAAAGUGAAGAGUAAAACUCCAAAGCACUCCCCGGGGAAGGAAGAAUCGAGCGGCUCCUUGUCUGAAACUGUUUGUAAACGAGAACUGCGGAGCCAAGAGACUCCGGAAAAACCCAGGUCGCUCCUGGAGACCCCGCUCCGAGCCUCGGCGCCGCCAAAGGGCCCCAGCGCCCACCCCAAGGAGAAGGGCUUCUUCAGCAGCGAGACCGACGACCUGCCCUAUCUCUCAACCACGGAAAUGUACUUGUGCCGCUGGCACCAGCCGCCCCCGUCACCGCUGCCGCUGCGGGAGCCCUCCCCAAAGAAGGAGGAGACUGUAGCAAUUCCGUCUUGGAGGGACCAUGUCGUGGAACCCCUGAGAGACCCCAACCCCUCAGACCUCCUGGAGAACCUGGAUGACAGCGUCUUCGCGAAACGGCACGCGAAGCUGGAGCUGGAUGAGAAACGGAGGAAAAGGUGGGACAUUCAGCGGAUCAGGGAACAGAGAAUUUUACAGCGGCUGCAGCUCCGAAUGUACAAAAGGAAAGGGAUUCAGGAGUCGGAGCCUGAAGUUACCUCAUUUUUCCCUGAGCCAGAUGAUGUGGAAAGCUUGCUCAUCACCCCCUACCUGCCUGUCGUCGCCUUCGGCCGGCCGUUACCAAAACUGACCCCACAGAACUUCGAGCUGCCGUGGCUGGACGAGCGCAGCCGCUGCCGGCUGGAGAUGCAGAAGAAACAGACGCCGCACCGGACCUGCCGCAAAUAACGGGUGGCGCCGCCGCCGCCCUCCCCGCCUUUUCUCGUUGGCGGGCGGUUCCGUUCCCCCGUCACCCCGGUUUUGUUCUGUUGGGUUUGGCAAACACGUUCCCCGGACUCAUUGUGUUGCCCGUUGCGGCGGGCGGACCCCAGACCCCCCCGCGUCCAGUUUAUUUGGAUAGUGGGGGGUCGCCGGCCGGGGGGGCGCGUCGUGCCGCUGCCUCCUUGUUAUGUUUAGCUAGAAAAGGGGAUAACCAGCGGCCGGUGUCCAGCCGCGGGACACCGGGAACAACAGGAAUCCUCUUUGGGUUGGUUUUCUCCUUCCCCUCUUCUGAGUGGCUGUAAAGGGGUCGGAGGGGAGAGUUUAAAAAGAAAAAAAACAUUUUUUUUCUUUUUUUCUUUAUUUUUUUUUUUUUUGUGAAAUAGAAAUCCUAUACGCACAAUUUGGGGGUUUUUAUUUUUUUUGUUUGUUUGUUUGGGGUUUUUUUUAAAUAAUUUAAAUGUUUUGAGGUUGUAAGAAUUUUGGGUUGGCUUGAGUUGGAGCUGCGUCCUGUUCCCCCCCAUGGUGUCCCCAGACACCCCCCCCCCCCCAUGGUGUCCCCAGACCCCCCCCCCCCAUGGUGUCUCCAGACCCCCCCCCGCCAUGGUGUCCCUGGACCCCCCAUGGUGUCCCUGGACCCCUCGGUGUCUCCAGACCCCUCAUGGUGUCACCAGACCCCCCCCCCAUGGUGUCCCUGGACCCCCGGAUGUCCCCGGACCCCCCCCCCCCCCGCAUUGUGUCCACGGACCCCCCCACCAUUGUGUCCCCGGGACCCCCAUUGUGUCUCCAGACCCCCCGGGUGUCUCCGGACCCCCCGGUGCAGUUUGGGGACCCCCAGGGAGCAGCUCCCGGUGGGGAGGGGGUUUGGGGGGCGUGGUUUGCUCUGCCUGUCCCCGCCCCAUCUGCCCCCCUUUCCAGCACCAAUUAAACCGGAUAAUUGCCAGCA